This is a messenger RNA of Lineus longissimus, 2658 nucleotides long. RefSeq names its product titin-like. NCBI's taxonomy places the organism in Eukaryota, Metazoa, Nemertea, Pilidiophora, Heteronemertea, Lineidae. The record is from RefSeq and is a predicted model, not a curated record. The coding region runs from base 184 to 2658 and encodes 824 amino acids. The transcript has 3 exons.
CUUAUCCGGACGUUUUUUAUCAGUGGUGGACGUAUGAUUUGAAACUUGUAACCGGAUUCGGAGCAGAAGAAAAGGGAUUGGCAAGAUGCACAAACAUGAAAGGUGCCCGAAUUCAAGAUUGGUCUUUAGUGUAGACUGAUCUGAAGGACGCUCUCUAGUUCUGGCUCGCAUUUGUAUGUGAAAAUGCCUCGAAGAUACAAAGCCGAUCGAGAAGAGGACCACGAUGAAAAUGGCAGGCGCUCUGAAAGAAAGAAGAAGAAGAAGAAACCUAAACCAGAGCCACCCCCUGCCAUCCCCCGCGAGGAGACCGAGGAGGAACGCAGGGAGCUGAUGCGUCGUCUGCGGAGGAAGAAGAAGAAGACGACGGAGGGUGCAGGUCUGUCUCUGGCGGAUAGGAUACAGGUGCAGAGGAAGAUAGAGGAGCAGAACCGACAGAUACAAGAAGAGAAUGCCAACUAUAACAUGAGCCUGGGGAGCUUGGCAGUCUCCGAAUUAGAUGCCGUUGAUUCAAGGUCAAGGUUAGAAGAGGUCAAGGAAGAAGGUCAAGGAUCACGUGACGUUUUGUUGACGACAGUGGCUGAAGAGGACAGUGUUGCACCAGUUAUAGAAAACAAUGCGAACGGAACGCUUACACCAGUAGAAACACCAGAAAUGCAAAGAGCGCCGGAUUUUGCGCCAAUGGAACCUGGCUACUACGACGUCACGACGGGGUGCACGACCCAGAUGAUCGACGGCACGGUGCAUCAUGUUUCUAAUCGCAGGAUACGCAGCUCAAGCACAAUGAGGCAGAGAUGCGUGGACCUGAGGAAGACCAAAAGUUCCUUUGAGGUUACAGCUGUUACUCCCAAAGAGCAGACGGCACGCAUUCGAAUGAAUGAGCAGACAUCCUUUGCGGGACAGGGCAAUAAUUAUCAAUACAGAAGUUAUGAGGAGAUGUAUGUGCUUCAUCCCCAUCAGCGUCCAAAAACGGCUGUGAUACCUACGCGAAAUGAUAUGCUUGUAAGGCGCAUCCAAAGCUCAAAGCCGAAUCUUGCGUCAAGGAAAUUGGUUGUGAAGGACUCGAGUUCAAGGACGGUUGAGCGGGGUUCUAGUGUCACAAUGGUUGUGAGUGAUUCCAAUGUCAACUCUGAGACAAAUGUGAUAAAAGCAAAUCAAGAGACAGAAAAGAUCAAGAUAGAUAGGUCACACUAUGUUGAUGCUGCUGAAUCGAAAUGUUGUGAUUGUAUUGACGUCGCAGUUGCCAGGACGGAAUUAGUUCAGGUGAUAACGGGAAGAGAACGAUCUGCUGAAAAUAUUGUUGUUAUUGAGGCAGAGCAAACUGCAGAAAUGACUGAAAAAAACGUCGCUAUGGAAGAGAACAGGGUAGCCACGGAAGUUAUUGUAGUCACCAAGGAAGAAGACAGGGUUGCCAAGGAAGUUAUUGUAGUCGCUAAGGAAGAGGACAUGGUUGCUAAUGAAUCUGUCGUUGUUGCACAAAAUGAAGAAACCACCAAAUCAGAGCUAAACAAAGGGCCAACUGAAACUGAUUUGAAUGUCAAGGUUGUUGAAACAAAUUCCACGGUUGUGACAGAGACAAAAAUAACUGAGGAAGAUACAAAAUUGAUUCUAGUAGCUGAUGACACAACUGAUGAGAAAAUUGACCUGUGGAUAAAGGAAUCAGAAGAGAAGUCCAAGGAUGUAACUGAAAUCAAAACAGAGAAGGGUGAGACGGAGGAUAUGGAGAAGGAUAAAAAAGAUGUGGAUAUCAAACUUGUUGCAGAUGUUGAAAAUGAGGUCGUCACUGUUAAAACAAAAGAUGCACCUGAACCUCAGCCAGAAGAAGUCAAGGACACUGAAAUUGAAACGGAGUUGGUGAAAGAUGCUGUUGCACAAGAACCAAAUAACGAUGAAGAAGGAAGCAAAGACUCAGAGUCACAGUCCAUGUCGAAUUCAGAGGUGUCCCUGCAUCUUGCUGUAUCACUGGAUGGAGAGGACAGCAGCCCAGGUACUGAACCAACCAUGGAGGAGCUGCAGGAUGCUACCCCCGAGCCGACUGUUGUCAGCAAAGUAGAGGAGAUGCCUAAGGAAGAUGUUGAUUCUAAACAGGAGGUGCCUGAGAAAGAUGUACCAAUCGAGGAAGGUACUGCGGAUACGAAGGACGGUGCCGCUGAAGAGGAAUUAGCAAAGGAGGAGGAGGUUUCAACCGAAGAGGUAGCACCCAAUGAGGAGGAGGUUCCCAUUGAAGAGGAAGGAGCCAAGGAUGCCGACAGCCCUAGUCCAAGCAAGGAUGUUCCCAAGGAGGAAGAAACACCAAAGGAGGAUGAGCCAAUCCAAAGCCCAGUGGUUGAGGUGGUAAAACCUCUCACUCCCAAGGCAUCACCCCCAAGGAAACGCCCUUCAACAAGUCAACCACACGGGAACAAAUCACAGCUUGACAUCCCGAACAAACCGAAUCGCCACAGCUCCUUAGACACACGAGCCAUGGAAAAGAUGAUCGCAGACAUGGAGAAGAAGGUUGACGAUGACUUGUCAAGUAUUCUGAACCCGCCAGGAGCACCGAAACCAAUCCCGGCAUGGGAGAAAGAGAAGAAUAAGGAGACCAUGAAAAAGUUAUUAAAUGACGAGUUCUUUGAAGAGGGGGAUGAGGAUUUACUGCAAGGUUUUAUCAAAGAUGGAUAA